Molecule: messenger RNA, 1321 nt
Organism: Pelobates fuscus (common spadefoot toad)
Lineage: Eukaryota; Metazoa; Chordata; Amphibia; Anura; Pelobatidae
Product: SAGA-associated factor 29-like
Exons: 8
Coding region: 70-906 (278 amino acids)
Cellular component (GO): SAGA complex
Source: RefSeq, a predicted model, not a curated record
AGGUACUAUAACCACUUCAAUGGGAUAAAAAUGCCUGCAGUGUUCCUUUAAGACCUAUUUUGGCAGAGCAUGCUGAUGUUUGUUCUCCUAUGUCCCCAGGAGGAACGUUCAAGGAGUGAACACAACCUUGUGAAUAUACAGAAGACACAUGAGAGGAUGCAAACUGAGAACAAGAUCUCUCCAUAUUAUCGCACCAAGCUCCGAGGCCUGUAUACCACUGCAAAGGCUGACGCUGAGGCAGAGUGCAACAUCCUGCGUCGUUCGCUUGAUAAAAUAGCUGAAAUAAAGUCCCUUCUGGAGGAGCGACGUAUUGCUGCAAAGAUUGCUGGAUUGUACCAUGAUUCAGAGCCUCCUCGGAAGACGAUGAGACGAGGGGUGUUGAUGACGCUGUUACAGCAGUCUGCUAUGACCCUGCCCCUGUGGAUUGGGAAACCCGGAGAGAAGCCACCUCCACUAUGUGGAGCAAUCCCAGCAUCCAGUGACUACGUGGCCAAGCCAGGAGACAAGGUGGCGGCUCGCGUUAAAGCAGUGGAUGGCGACGAGCAGUGGAUACUAGCAGAGGUGGUUAGUUACAGCCAUGCUGCUAACAAGUAUGAAGUGGAUGACAUCGAUGAGGAGGGAAAAGAACGUCACACACUGAGUCGACGCAGGAUCAUCCCGCUGCCGCAGUGGAAAGCCAAUCCAGAGACGGACCCUGAGGCACUCUUCCAGAAAGAUCAGUUGGUGUUGGCACUUUAUCCCCAAACCACUUGUUUCUACCGGGCUCUGAUCCAUACCCCUCCACAGCGGCCCCAAGAUGACUAUUCCGUACUGUUUGAGGACACCUCGUAUGCAGAUGGUUACUCGCCCCCUCUGAAUGUGGCCCAGCGCUAUGUGGUUGCAUGCAAGGAGCCAAAGAAAAAGUGAAAUGUAGCAUUUAAUGCACUGGAAAGACUGUACAGCGUAGAAAAACUCUUGACUACAAGAUGAGCCAACUGAAUUUUUAUCUUUUUUUUUUUUUUAAACUGGCUAGCCCCUCUGACUUCUCAUUACUGUUAAAGUGAUUCCUCCUGUUUUUAGAAGGGAUCGCCUGGAAAUGGCCAUGGACUGUAGACUGCCUAACUUCACGUAAUCAAGGCUGUUUCUACAGCUAGUAUGUCCUAUGGUGAGAAUGGACUGGGUGCCCCAACUACCAGCUCUUCCCAUAAAACUAUGGGAGUUCUUGGAUCCCACAGAAUUUUGGGAAACUGGUUAAAAACUAGAUCGAGCCAGUCUAUCAUUCUUGCAGCUAUAACAGUGGAUCAUUCCAAAGAGCUGACACAUCAGACCUGGACAGUGAGUG